AUGUCAAACGAAUCAGGGGACUCCCCUCCUUACGACUACACUGAUGACGAGGAAGACAGUAUCUAUUUUACAGAGAAUGGUCUUCCAAGACAUAUUUGUAGAUGUAAUGCCCACAAUAACCAGACCGAGACUCAUAUCCCAGAUGCUGUUUCUGGUGAUGCCAAUAUUCCUACUCAGUCUGUAUAUGUGGUUGCUAGUCCUGGGAUUCAAGUUCCUAUUCAUCCAUCAGCACCUCCUCCUUCUCAAGUUGCUCCUCCUGCAAAUACCAAUCAAAUUAUUUUCAAAGGCAGUUACUAUUAUUCCAUUCCUUUUCACUCUACAAGCGGGUCUGUAAGUGAGAUGGACAAUUAUCAACAGCCUGCUGUUUCUCCUCAAACAGCCCAGAGCGUUCAGCCUGCCUCUCAAAUUCACAUUCAAAAUGGACAAGGUUACCAGCCUCAAGUUUUAGAGCCUGCUGUUUAUGCCAAUCCUCAAACCUUUUAUCAGGUUCCACAGGUUCCACAAGUGCCUCAAGUUCAUUCUGAUCCCCGUAUUGUGCAGCCUGCCCCUGCCACUCCUAUUUCAGCUCAACAUUCCAUGGUCUAUGCCACUCAACACCAACAACCUGUAUCUCCUUUUGCCUCUGGUCAUACAACUGCCCCUGCCAUGACUUAUAUCAUGCCAUAUUACGCUUCCCAUGGCCCAGCUCCUGUCACUAUUCAGUCAGUUCCUCAUGGCCCUGCUCUCGUCACCAUUCAGCCAGCUUCUUAUGGCCCAGCUCCCGUCACUAUUCAGUCAGCUCCUCAUGGCCCUGCUCCAGUCACUAUUCAGCUAGCCCCUGUCCACACUCAACAACAAUCCCCUUCAUCUGUUCAGACAUCUCCUCCCCCAUCUGACAGCCAGCCUCCCCGCCCUGUACUAUCUAAAGGGAAGUCUGUUUUUGCAUCUAUCAUCAUCAACAGAAAUGGAGCCCGUACCGAGUCUGAAUCGUCUGUUGAACCUGAAGAGCCUUCUUCUGCCUCUAGUUCUGAAUCUCUGUCUUCUGAAUCAGCUUCUGAUUCUUCAUCUGGAUCUUCUCAACGUCGACAAAGAGCAGACAGUAGCGACGAGGACUCGGAGCCUGACGAUAAUUCCCGUCGCAAGAGACUCAGCAGAUUUCCUCCUACAUUGAAUGAAUUUAUUGGAAGGCUUCCCAAGAACUAUGGCAGUGAAUUCAACAGCAUUCUUUCUGCUCCUACCCGUAUUUCUGCCCCUACCAGUACUUACAGGCCUGCGACUCAAACUGCUAAAGAGAAAUUCGUAACUAUUGUUUACAAAACCGAGGAUGGACUGGAAAUUCAUCAGAUGGGUUGUCAACUUCUUGAGAGUGACGAGUAUGGAUCCGAUGACACCGAAAGCAGCAUCAAUGAGGAUGACGAGGAGGAGGAGGAGGAGGAGGAGGAGGGUGAAGAAGAAUACGGGGAAGAACCAGGAGAAGGUCUUCGUCAGAUGAUAUAUUACGAAGACUCGUCGUCUGAAUUGGAUUCCGACGCCAUUGAAGAGUUCAAUGCCGCUGGUUUUGAUUACUAUAACCCACCAACCAGUGAUAGUAAUCACCCUAUCAGACGUAUGACAAGAGAGCAACGCGAGCUGUGUUACCAAAGAAUUUUUGAAGGGUCUGAAGACGAGGAUCUAAUGGUUUCCAUUAUGGCAGAGAAGUACAGAUAUCGAUUCCUCACUCGACACGCCAAUAAGAUAGGAGUUUUGGUGGGACGUCUCACUCAUUUCACUGCUAUUGCUCUAGUUGGUCAAGAUUGGGCUGGUGAGGGUAUUGUCUAUGAGAGGUCUAGGGGUCCAUUUGAUGGUCGUUUAUUCGACCCUGAGACUGUGGACGUUUUUGUGGAAAAUAUCACCAGUGGAUAUCUUAUGGGAGAAGUUGCGAAUGCCAUGGAUCACGAAUUUGGAACUCCCGAUCAUGAUGGAGGUUAUCUUGAGGAUGAAGCUGAGUAUUUUCGAAAAUAUGGCCCUCACGUCGAUUGUCGUUUGUUCAAUAGACCUCACAACUUCUUCAGAAUGUUCAGGUUCCGCAGAGCCGCCGCUGAUGGCAGGGUUCCUAUUUUGGCUGUUGGUAUCAAGCCCAUUAAUGACGAAGAAGGCGAUUCAGGAUUUCCUGAGACUGGUCUAGAUGGUAUGGGUGGUACUGUUGGUUUGGAGCAUCUCGAGGCAUUGGCUGAUGGUCGGAGAAGCCCGGAUAGCACUAUGGAUAUGCCUGUCCGCGUUUCUGCUUAUUCUUCCUGGGUCCGUGAAAGCCACCUAUCAUCUGAUGCUGAUGCUGCUGCUGCUGCUGCUUCUACUGCUCUUUCUGGCUCUCCUGCUACUUCUCCUAUUGGAUCUGCUUCCGCUCCUGGUUCUGGUUCUGAUGCCGGUUCUGAUGCUGACGCCGAUGACUUCCUCUUGGAGUUCACUUCUGAGAAUGCAAUUUUCAAAACUUUGUUGGAUGAGCUUCGUGAAACGACCGCAAAAGAGCUUUGUGACGACCCUGAGGUGCGAGCUGCCGAAUCUCGCAAAGAUUCCAGAAUUUACGUCAUUGCCAGUGUUCGUGAUUAUCAGCGCGUGGAAGACGACGACCCGGAUUACAACCAGGAAACUGACGACGAAGAGGCCGGCCCGAGUUGCCAACCAUCCUCAUCCACAUCCGAUUCUGAAGAGGGAGGCAGAAGAUGGGCUGUUCACAUCAUUGCUGGCAUGUUUGAUUUGGACCACCCCAUUAUCAGUCGACGCGAGCGAGUCGUUGACGUUCCUUCCUUCGCAGAGCUAGUGGAUUUGGACGGCUACCUCGAUCACGUCGACAAUUGCAUUGUUAGCCAGCGCGAUCUUGGUCUUGCAUACAACACUUUUGUUCUCGGAGAGACUCCUGACACUAAGGAAGUUUGCCACAUUUGUUUGGAUGGCUACACCGCUGGCCAAGAGUGUCGUAGGCUCCGCAGAUGCAAACACGUCUUCCACAAGACCUGCAUUGACAGCUGGCUCCUAGGUUCACGAAACACUUGUCCCUUCUGUCGUGGCCAAGGAGUCAAGCGUGCACCCACAUCCUGGUUCAGCAGUGGCUCGUCCGACGAGGAGCUGGAAUUCUCCGACGACUAG
Molecule: messenger RNA, 3102 nt
Organism: Sugiyamaella lignohabitans
Lineage: Eukaryota; Fungi; Ascomycota; Dipodascomycetes; Dipodascales; Trichomonascaceae
Gene: pep3
Product: ubiquitin-protein ligase E3 (predicted)
Exons: 1
Coding region: 1-3102 (1033 amino acids)
Biological process (GO): protein ubiquitination
Molecular function (GO): ubiquitin protein ligase activity
Source: RefSeq, a predicted model, not a curated record